AUGGUUCAAGCCAUGUUCAGGCUACUACAAGUAGUUUCUUCUUUGUUUUUACUACAAGCUAUUAUAUAUACUCGUACUUCUACUCUGGCUCAAAUCAGUAUUACUCUGCCUAGCAUUGCUACCAUUAUUUCGAUCAGCAUCCCUCCACUUACAAUCCCUCCGACUACUCUGCCUCCAACUACCACCACUACUAUUACCACUACUACUACCACUCUGUCUUCAGCAGUCACCACUUCAGUCACUACAUCCUCUUCAUCCAUCGAGUCUGUUACUCCUACCACCACUUUAAGAGGAAGAAAGACUACUGAGGAUGCAAACACCGUGAUAGCUGAUCCCACUGCAACCAGUGCCGCCUCUGAUAAAAGUAGUGCCAGUAAUUCUAGCCACUCCACAACCAUUGUUGUCGUUAGUGUUGUUGCCUGUGUCAUUGUAUUUUCUAUUAUUGGUCUAUUACUUUUCCGUCACUUUGCACAAAGGUGUUCCAUUUAUGCGAAUACUGUUCGUCGUUCGCAAGGACUUUCUCUCGAUGAAAUUUCUGGUGGUAACAAUGGUACCACAUUUCCUGCUGCCGAUGUUCUGCGAGCUGAUGCUGCUAAUUUUCGCCCUGCAGUUACUUCUAAUCCUAGACCAGCUCAAGGAAACAAUGCCAACGUUGCACAUAAUUUACCAUCUCCAAUAAGUCCACUGGGUGGUGCUUUACACAGCAGUUUGCCUCCCAAUGAGCAGCAGCGACUACAGAUGCAGCAGCUUCAGCAACAUCAAGAAUAUGAUCCGCGUAAUUUAAACCAAUAUCCUCCUGGUACUAUAUGCGAUCCUAGUAUUAAUCCACAGAUAUAUAGUCCUGCCCAAAUCCAUCCUCAGUAUUAUAUGCCUCCUCCUCUGGAAGGAUAUGCACCGCAUGGAAAUGGGGUUUAUUACUCUCAAUACGAUCCUAACAUGCAGUACGACCCCAACGUGCAGUACUACGUUGAUGCAAAUGGCAACUAUUACACUGACACUAAUCCACAAUACUACGUAGAUCAAAACUUGCAUUACUACCCAGAUCCAAACCAGCAGCCAUUUGAACAUGUACCGCACAAGGCAGAAGUGUACCGAUUCUCUGAUCAGAGCGAACCUGUUUUUUCUGAUCACGUUCAUCCACAAUCGAGAUAUGAGAGUGCACCCCAUAGUGCUGAAACUAUUCAAUCUCCAUUAGAAAGUAUUGUUCCUGCUACUAGCACGAUGCGUGCUGAACACGAUCCUAUUGAUGGUGGACAUGCUACCACACUACCAAUGCCACAAGCACCUGUUUCUUCACACCCUGUAUCACCUAUAAACCAACAUUAA
This is a messenger RNA of Batrachochytrium dendrobatidis JAM81, 1326 nucleotides long. RefSeq lists its product as uncharacterized. The coding region runs from base 1 to 1326 and encodes 441 amino acids. Lineage: Eukaryota; Fungi; Chytridiomycota; Chytridiomycetes; Rhizophydiales. The transcript is spliced from 4 exons. The record is from RefSeq and is a predicted model, not a curated record.